This is a messenger RNA of Ipomoea triloba (trilobed morning glory), 2715 nucleotides long. RefSeq names its product phosphatidylinositol 4-kinase alpha 1-like. Bases 1 to 2715 code for a protein of 904 amino acids. The record is from RefSeq and is a predicted model, not a curated record. Gene Ontology annotation, molecular function: 1-phosphatidylinositol 4-kinase activity. Lineage: Eukaryota; Viridiplantae; Streptophyta; Magnoliopsida; Solanales; Convolvulaceae. Gene Ontology annotation, cellular component: cytoplasm; plasma membrane. Gene Ontology annotation, biological process: phosphatidylinositol phosphate biosynthetic process; phosphatidylinositol-mediated signaling. The transcript has 13 exons.
AUGUGGAAGAAAUGUGAUAUCUUUGUAGAUCAUGGAAUUGAUGAAGCUGAAGUGGUACCUGAUUUCUUGUUACCUGCACUUGAGGAGGUUGAUAAAGGAAAUGAAACUGAAAUUGUUUAUGAAGGACAAGCUGAUGGUGUGAAGGCGACUUAUCUUCUUGCAGUAGCAUUCUUAGAGAUAAUAAGAUUUAUUAGCAAUGGUGGAAUCCUCAAUGUGCACCCUAGUUCAACUGCUUCUCGAAGUUCUUUCAGCUGUGUUUUUGAAUAUUUGAAAAGUCCUAAUCUUGUGCCAGCUGUUUCCCAGUGCUUGACAGCAAUUGUUCACAGAGCUUUUGAAACUGCAUUAAGCUGGCUGGAAGAUCAAACAUCUGACUCUGGGCGGGCUUCUGAAACUCGAGAAACUACUCUAUCUAUCCAUGCCUGCUUUCUCAUAAAAAACUUGACUCAGAGGGAUGAACAUGUACGAGAUAUCUCAGUUAAUUUGUUGAAUCAAUUUAGAGACCGGUUCCCUCAGAUUUUGUGGAACUCUUCUUGUCUGGAUUCACUGCUGCUCUCUGUUCAGAAUGAUCCUUCUUCAGCUCUUGUCAAUGAUCCUGCUUGGGUUGCAACUGUUCGUUCUUUGUGCCAAAAGACUGUUCGUGAAUGGAUAAUUGUUUCUCUAUCCUAUGCUCCAUGCACUAGUCAGGGCCUUCUUCAGGAGAGGCUCUGCAUAGCAAACACCUUGCAAAAAGCACAACCUACUACAGAUGUUGUUUCUCUUUUAUCUGAGAUCAAGAUUGGUACAGGUAAAAAUGAUAAUUGGUCUGGCACAAAAACUGCAAAUAUUCCUGCUGUGAUAGCUGCAGCAGCUGCAGCAUCUGGAGCCAAUUUAAAAUUGACUGAGGCAUUCAAUUUGGAGGUACUAAGUACUGGUAUUGUUAGUGCAAAUGUGAAGUGUAACCAUGCUGGAGAAAUUGCAGGCAUGAGACGUUUAUAUGAAACAAUUGGUGGGGUUGAUCCUAUGUCCGCUUUUGGAAAUGGACAGAGUCUUGAUCUACCAGGCUAUGGACCUGGAGCUCUCACUCAGAAUCCACAGUCCAAAAAUGGUUCUUUUUGUGAAGUACUGCUUACAAGAUUUGUGCGUUUACUCCAGAAAUUUGUUAACACAGCAGAGAAAGGUGAUGAGGUAGAUAAAUCAUCAUUUCGAGAAACAUGUUCUCAAGCUACCGCUUUGCUUCUUUCAUAUCUGGGAUCAGAUGCAAAAUCAAAUAUUGAGAGCUUUUCACAGCUUUUACGUCUUCUUUGCUGGUGCCCAGCUUAUAUCUUAACACCUGAUGCCAUGGAAACUGGUAUAUUUAUUUGGACAUGGUUGGUUUCAGCAGCUCCUCAGUUUGGUCCUAUUAUCCUUGCUGAAUUGGUUGAUGCAUGGUUGUGGACGGUUGACACUAGACGAGGUCUUUUUGCAUCUGAAGCACGGUAUUCUGGUCCUGCUGCUAAAUUAAGGCCUCAUUUGCAACCUGGGGAGCCAGAAUUACUGCCUGGAAAUGGCCAUGUUGAUCAAAUAAUGGCCCACAGACUAUGGAUUGGAUUUUUUAUUGACCGCUUUGAGGUGGUUCGCCAAGAUAGUGUUGAGCAGCUUUUACUACUAGGUCGAUUGUUACAAGGAUCCACGAAGCUCCCCUGGAACUUUACUCAUCAUCCAUGUGCAACCGGGACGUUUUUCACUCUCAUGCUUUUAGGGCUAAAGUUUUGCUCUUGUAAAUCCCAGGGUAGUUCACAGAACUUCAGGACUGGGCUUCAGCUACUGGAAGACAGGAUUUACAGGUCCGCAUUGGGCUGGUUUUCUCAUAAACCUGAUUGGUUUGACAUGAGUAAUAACAAUUUUGCAUUGAGUGAGGCUCAAUCUGUUUCUGUGUUCGUCCAUCAUCUUUUAAAUGAGCCAUUGGAUACUCAGCUUGAUACAAAGGGACAGGUUCCUGAAAAUGGAAGCUCUAAUGAUGCGAAAGAUCAGUAUCACCCAGUUUGGGGUAAGAUUGAGAAUUAUGCGGCUGGAAAAGAAAAGCGGAAGCAGUUGCUUUUGAUGCUAUCCCAGCAUGAAGCUGAUAGGCUUGAAGUUUGGGCACAUCCUGUUGCCAAGGAAAGUGCUUUGCGGCCUAAAAUUAGCUCAGAGAAAAUGGUUGACUAUGCUAAGACUGCUUUCGCUGUUGAUCCUCGGAUAGCUUUAGCACUUGCUUCAAGGUUUCCCACAAAUAAUGCUCUGAAAGGGGAAGUGACCCAGUUGGUUCAGUCACACAUAUUGGAGAUUCGUAACAUACCUGAAGCUUUGCCAUACUUUGUCACCCCUAAAGCCAUUGAUGAAAAUUCUUCACUUUUGCAACAAUUGCCACACUGGGCUGCUGCUUCAAUCACAAUGGUUUUGGAUUUCCUUACACCCCCAUAUAAGGGUCAUCCUCGUGUGAUGGCUUACGUUCUAAGGGUGCUGGAAUCGUAUCCUCCUGAUUCGGUGACCUUCUUCAUGCCUCAACUGGUGCAGGCUUUAAGAUAUGAUGAUGAGAAGUUAGUGCAAGGAUACCUACUCAGAGCCACCACACGGAGUGAUGUAUUUGCUCAUAUUCUGAUAUGGAUGUUACAGGGAGAGACCUGUGAACCAGAGGCCGGAGUCGAAUUAAGCCCAGAGGCUGCUGCAAAGGGAGAAACUAGUCUUAUUGCUCUUUUAGGGCUGGCUAUGUUCAACUAA